Molecule: messenger RNA, 2464 nt
Organism: Porites lobata
Lineage: Eukaryota; Metazoa; Cnidaria; Anthozoa; Scleractinia; Poritidae
Source: the annotation of a GenBank genome assembly
AUGAGCGCCGGUCUGCUGAGCGGGAGGUCGCGGAUUCAAACCCCGGUCGGACCAACACUUAGGGUCUUUAAAUAACUGAGAAGAAAGUGCUACCUUUGUAAUGUCAUCUCCAAAUGGUUAGACUUUCUAGUCUUCUCGGAUAAGGACAAAAACCCGUAGGUCCCGUCUCACAGCACUUUCACUGAUCUGUUCUAGUGGGACGUAAAAGAACCCACACUACUGUUCGAAAAGAGACGGGGACGUAGACCCCGGUGGUGUACCCACCUUGAAGGGUUGUGGGAUUGGGUAGGGAUGGCACCUUGCAUGGGACCUAUGAGUCCCGUUCGUGCCUAUUCCCUCUGGGCAGGCCUGUGUCCAGAAAAGCUUGUAAAACUGAACCUAUCUGGGAUUACGGAGGCUUCCAAGAGUUGUAGACAUUCCAAGACAACAGUGAAGAAGGGGAAGACCACACCACCUACAAGUGCAAGGAAAGCCACUCUCAAAUUUGAAAUCUUGUUUAAAGGGAACCUCCACUCUUACUACAGAAUAAGUUUAAAUCGAAGAAAAUUAUGUUGAUAAACAAAUUUGUUCGAAAUUUGUCUUAAAAAAAGUGUUUAUAUCAGGAAAAGUGAAUUUUAAAAUCGCUUAUUUUCACUUUCAAAUUUGGCGGGCGCCGCCAUCUUGAAUAAUUGUGACGUGUUACGGUUGCUCUAUUGUUCUGACACAAAGAGCUUUUGUUUUAUAACAAUAGGGCAACCAUAACACGUCACAAUUAUUCAAGAUGGCGACGCCCGCAAAAGUUGAAAACAAAAAUAGGCUAAUUUAAAAGUUAUUUCUUUUGGAUACAAACGCUUUCUUUAAAAAUAUUUUAGAUUGACUUGACUGUAACAGUAAUUUCCUGUGAUUUAAAGUUAUCUUUUUGUUGAAGUGGAGGUUCCCUUUAAGUACUAUGUCAAAGGCUUUGGUUACAAAGCCCAGAGGUCUGAACAGGGUGGUGAAGUGCGAAAUUUGGACCUACCAAGACAUGCCCCAGAAAAAGAAUGUCUUUUACAGCUGAAAAAGAUUUUCUUUCCAGAAGGCCAUAGUCUGGUCGGAAAGGGGGAUGACAUAGAAUUUAAGCUUGCCGAUUUCAAGUGUCGGACCAUUUACAUGUGCGAGGACUUUUCGCUGGAAAGAUAUAAGCAAAGAUACGGUUUGCAUACUCUCCGAUUAUUCCUCCUCAGAGACAGCACAGUUUCAUCAAAGGAGUCAGAUUACGAGGAAUUGAAGAAGUCUUCGUUUGAAGACAGUGGGUCUGAAGAACCUGAAGAGAUGCAAUCUCGGUAACGGAUAAGAGCCAGCCUGUUGCAGCCCGCUUGAGCACAACCUCUGCAGAGCCUUUAGUGCACAGUAGCUUAUCAGUAGAACAUGCUAUGGAUGAAUUGAUCGGGAGAUCUGAAGAACGCAGAUAAUUCAUGGAUCAGCUUCAGGCAGAUUACAAGGCACCUCUAGCAGCAGAUAAAGAAAAAGAAUUGGCAAACGAGGCAAGCAUCCGAAGGGAAGCUCUCUAAAUAUCAAGGAUGAACCGUGUCCAACCCGAACCAACAUUACAAGAGCCACGCGUGAUGGUUUCUGCUUGACACCCUACCCUUGGUGUCGUCAGGAGGGAAUUUCCACCCAACUGCACAAUUAUGGCAUUGUACGAUUGGGUGGGGUCACUGUCCACCCGUCCAGAACAUUUUCCUCUGUUUCAGCGGCCCUUAUCGCACUGCUUACCCUGAAGAUGACAUAAAGUCUGUCAGUGCUUUGUAUGUCGCAGCAACAGUUCUCCAUCUCUUUGUGCAGAGAUGAUGACGAAGUUGCGGUUUUCAAUGCUCAACCUGACAAUAACGACAGUGUUAAUGACACUUUGUCUGAUUACGAGUUCGAAGCAGCAACUGCAUAUUUCAGUGAUGGUGUAGCAGCCGACACAUACAAACAACUUGAAGAGGUCCAGUCGCAUCCCCCAGCGCAGCUUUUGGAAGAUGAUCCUGAAGUCUCCACCAGCGAGCAAUUGAACAUUCAGAUAUUGAAAGGCCUAAAUGAUAAAUGUCGAAGUGUAAAGGAACAGUUUGAAAACGAACUGGAGAUGGUCAGGGAGGUCAGUCGACACAAUUGUGUGAAAGAUAUGUUGACUCAUUUCAGGCAGCAAAGCGUUGCUGACAGUAAGCUUUGCCUUUUAUUUAAAGGUCAACAUGCAGUUGUGUACUCUGUCUUUUGGGACCGUUCUGUUUCCAGUUACUGCGAAGGAUCCUCUCACUUCACGUUUCCUGUCACUGCUGCCAAGUCACAAGAUGACUUUGUUGCUAUAGGUCGGAUUUUAACACAUCAAUUCAUCGAGACUGGGACACUUCCGCUGCAGAUAUUGAAAGCCAUAAUACAGCAAGCCGUAACUGGACGGGUAUCAGAAGAGUGUUUGGUGCAAUCCCUCCUCAUGUUGCUCUACGAAAAAGAAAGAGAAAUCCUU